AUGAGGACAUCACGGCCCGUCAUCCCCGACUCACCCCCAAAUAUUCGAACGGCACGGCUGCUACUCCGACCAGUUCAGGAGUCUGACUUGGAUGACUACUAUGACAUGCGUUCGAACCGCGCAGUCAUGCUAAACUCCUUCUCCGGUCUGGUCGACCCAGACCGAGAAGCGACGUCGAAGUAUAUUCAAAAGUUCCUGCCACCAAGGCACGAGAACUAUGCGUUCUCCAUAUUUGCGUUGGAAGGGGUGUCCGACACGCAGGACAGUGGCAUGCGCUUCGUCGGGAACGUCGGGUUUUACAAGCUAGAUAAACCGUCGGUCGGAUAUAUGAUCCGUCAAGAGGACUGGGGCAAAGGGUACGCAACAGAGGCCCUCCGCGGUCUUCUCGAGCAUUAUUGGACGUUGGAGCGAAAGACAAUCGAGGUCGAAGACGAUACGCAUGAAUACAGGCAGUAUCAGACGAUCGAGCUGGAUGGGAUCGUCAGGGAGGGUUUAAGGGCCAUGAUUGAAGUGAAGAAUACGGGGAGUAAACGGGUUCUGGAGAAGUGUGGAUUUAGGCUGAUAGAGGGCAAAGAGUGGAUCCCCGAACCUGAUCAUCGGGGACCGGAGAAGCUCAUUUGGUAUUAUGUUGAACGCCCGCUGCGGGAGCCUUAG
Molecule: messenger RNA, 654 nt
Organism: Fimicolochytrium jonesii
Lineage: Eukaryota; Fungi; Chytridiomycota; Chytridiomycetes; Spizellomycetales; Powellomycetaceae
Product: GNAT domain-containing protein
Exons: 1
Coding region: 1-654 (217 amino acids)
Molecular function (GO): acyltransferase activity, transferring groups other than amino-acyl groups
Source: RefSeq, a predicted model, not a curated record